This is a messenger RNA of Mitosporidium daphniae, 1701 nucleotides long. RefSeq lists its product as uncharacterized. Gene Ontology annotation, biological process: protein folding. Gene Ontology annotation, molecular function: ATP binding; ATP-dependent protein folding chaperone. The coding region runs from base 1 to 1701 and encodes 566 amino acids. Gene Ontology annotation, cellular component: nucleus; cytosol. The record is from RefSeq and is a predicted model, not a curated record. The transcript has 3 exons. Lineage: Eukaryota; Fungi; Microsporidia.
AUGAAUUAUCUUUUUGGAUUGUUUGGUGUAAUUAAUGAAAAGGCUGUUGAAGCUAAGGAGAUUUUAUCUUCAAUUUCCAGGGCUAGCAUUGAAGUAUUUUCACCUCUUCCAGGUAUAGAGACAUUUUCGGCCACAAUUUCGAAAGAAGAAUUUGUGUCAAAGAUGGGCUCUAUUUUGUACAAAACUACACAGCCAAUUGAGCAUCUUCUGAGGUCUUUUACAAAAACGGAGAAUGUUGAUACCGUUUUCUUGAUUGGUGGCGGAACCAGAAUGUCUUUUGUUGUCGAUAGCAUUCGCAAAACAUUGAAAUCGUUAAAUAUCAAGGGAAAGCUCAUUUCAAGAAAUAACGAGGAAGCCAGCAUUCUUGGCUCCUGUGAAAAGGCAAAAGAGUAUCUUUAUAAGUACAAGCAAAAGAAAAACUUUCGGCAUUCUACCUCUGUUUGGCCAUUUUCCUUUUUUUACACAAUUGGAAACACCACCGAUGACGGGUUCGAGUCACCAACAAAAGAGUAUUUUCCGCUUCUAUCUGCUGACGAUUUGGCCAUUGAAAAGUCUUUGUCAAUUAAGGAGAGCAUUUCUGAUUUUACUGGUAGCUUAUUUCUUCGUUUUACGUUUAGAAAAUAUGUGCAGUGGUCGGCGCUUUAUUCAUCCGGAGUCACAGACCGUUUGAUUGAUGCUGCCGACGGCAUCCCUUUAGACAUCGAAAUUUCGUUUGAUCGGCUUUUUUCGGGUCUUUUGGAGCCCUCAAAGGUGAUUGGGCGUUAUCCUAACAAGACCGAAAUGGAUAUUUCCUACAACUAUGUUGAGCUAUUCCCACCAUUUUCGAAAGAUCUGAUUCGCAAAAUUGAAGAAAAAGACGACACAUUUUUCCAUUAUGCGCAAGCAUCAAAGGAUGUAAUAUCGCACACUUCAAACAGUCUCUCCGCUUUAGCUUUUGACAUCAAGAGACUUUUUCUGGAGGACUUGACACCGAAAAAUCUGCUUGUAUUUUUAUCUCCAGACUCCAGACAACUUCUCAAAAUGCGACUCAAUAAGGUGCUUGCCGAUAUUGAUUCUGAUGAUGAAAUCUCGCUUCUGGAGACGCUGACUGACAGGAAAAUUUUGAAAGAAAUCCUUCAGCAAGGUAUUCCCCGCAAGGAGCUUUACGAAAGGCUGCAAUCGGCCAUCUGUAAGGGAGAAACUUCUGCUGUAACUGAACAACAUCAAGGAGGCCACAUUGGUGCCGAUGUUUACGCAUACGAAACCGCGGAUGGGAAUGUAUGCAAAAGAAGCAACUUGGCUGCUGAUGUCCUUCACGGGACUCGCUAUGAUUCUCCGAAUGUUUGCGACCUGUGGGUUCUGUUUGAUGUUGAAAAUUCUGCAGAAAUUUAUUCCUUUAUUGCAAAAAUAACAACUCCAUCCCGUGCAAAGAUAACAGCUUCACCGGCAGCCAAAAAUGACGUCCGUAUUCCUAAAGCAGAAGAUCAUACACACCCUAUCUAUCAGCAGCUUGAGCGCUCUCAAAAACUUUACGAGCAGGCUGUAGACGAGCCGACCCUAAAGUUUAUCACAAGUGGGCUCUCGAUAGAGUAUGUGCUCACCACAAAUACAGAUCCAUUUGCAUCAACCAUCGAACGAUCCUUGCCACAGAGCUUUUGGAAUGGUGAUUUUCUGGACUGGAAAGCCCAAAGAGCCCAAAAGUCCCGCCAACGUGACUUAUAG